Molecule: messenger RNA, 1242 nt
Organism: Nelumbo nucifera (sacred lotus)
Lineage: Eukaryota; Viridiplantae; Streptophyta; Magnoliopsida; Proteales; Nelumbonaceae
Biological process (GO): regulation of DNA-templated transcription
Cellular component (GO): histone deacetylase complex
Molecular function (GO): protein binding; transcription coregulator activity
Source: RefSeq, a predicted model, not a curated record
UCUCAUUUCUUCCCACAAACUCUCUCUCUCUCUCUCUCUCCCCCUGUCUAACUUCUUCUCCUGUCUGUGUUUUUUCUCCUCUGAAUUUCCUCAUUUUCUCCUAGUUUUCUAAUUUUUUUAUUCCUAAAAAAUUCAAUUACGGAUUCUUCAAUGCACGAUCUAUCGGUUUCAUGCAAUUUAGAGCUCUGAUCGCCGAUUUUGUUAUCUGAUUUUAAUUCCUUGUGAAUUCGAUAAAGUGAGGCCACAAGAAAUGCUCGAGCCAGUUGAGAGUUCAGUGAAUGGAGGAUUUUCGCAGUUGCAGAGCUGCGGAGAAAGCAGCGAAGAGGAACUCUCUGUUCUUCCUCGUCACACCAAGGUCGUUGUCACUGGUAAUAAUCGUACCAAAUCCGUCCUCGUCGGACUCCAAGGCGUGGUCAAGAAAGCUGUUGGGCUUGGCGGUUGGCAUUGGCUGGUUCUUACCAAUGGCAUAGAGGUGAAGCUUCAGAGGAAUGCCCUUAGUGUGAUUGAAGCACCAACAGGUCAUGAGGAUGAUGAUGACCUGGAGUGUGAAAAUAUGCAGUGGAAUGGUUCAGAUUUAGCAUCUAAUGAUACCCAAAAGUCCCACAGAUCCAGGCAUCGUUCACAUAAAUCAGUAGGUUCAUCUCAGAAGACCAUGAGUCGGUCUCUUUCUUAUGAUUCACAGUCCAAAGGAUCUGUUUCACCUGCUCGAAGUGCCACGAAGGUUGACCUCAGCAAACUUGAAAUGACUGCAUUAUGGAGAUAUUGGCGACACUUCAAUCUUGUGGAUGCCAUCCCCAACCCAUCAAAGGAGCAGUUGAUUGAUGUUGUUCAAAGGCAUUUCAUGUCACAGCAAUUGGACGAGUUGCAGGUUAUAGUGGGGUUCGUCCAGGCUGCGAAAAGACUGAAAACUAUGUGCAACUGACCUUGAAAGAGAAGCAUUGUAUUUGGUUGUCGGCGCUAACAGAUAAUCGUAGUUAUAUGUCCUCUUCCGUCAGUUUCUGUAACAUAUGUAUUUCUCCUUGGCUUAUUAUCUUGUUAGGAAUUUGGGUAGCUGGGUUGUCGGAGUUAUGGUAGUCCUAAUUAUGUAGAUAUUUCAACUAAUGUGACUUUGAACAACUCCUCGUAACUAAAUAUGCUUGCCCAAGUGCAUUGCUCACUGUUUGGGGGAAGUUCUACUUUUUCCUUUUUCAUUUUCACUAAUGUAUAUUCUUAGCUUAGCCGAGUUAGCUCUUAUUUUUCGCA